Molecule: messenger RNA, 1188 nt
Organism: Spodoptera exigua (beet armyworm)
Lineage: Eukaryota; Metazoa; Arthropoda; Insecta; Lepidoptera; Noctuidae
Source: the annotation of a GenBank genome assembly
CUGUCCGCGAAAACAGGUGUACGUGCCAUUACAAUCGAUAUCGGUGUUUCGCUUAAACCGCAUGCCUACGUCAUAUCAAUACAUAAAUAGUGUCGCGGUUCGAUAUGUAAUUAUUGAGUGACCACUAUCCGUUGAGGCCGGAUUUAUUAAAAAUAUGUUUUGAGUACCUGCCACAAGUGCUUAACGAUGGCCUGGACCCUGUAUUUAUUCGUUGGGAUAUCCAUUAUGACCACAUCUGCAUUCAAAUGUAAGCAGACGAACUCGGACAGCGACACACGCCAUCAAUAUGACUACACCAACCAGGAACCUCUAGGAAUUCCCGACAAUCGCGCCUCUGAGGGAGUGAACACACGAAUAGCUGAGAUAUCUCCCGCAAACUACCCACCUAACAAUUCAGACGAUGUUAAAAGUUUUGCUCAAAUUAAAAUAGCAGACACAACGCAGACGCGACGAUCAGAAAGUGAGUCUAAAGUAUUGACUUGGAAGCCAUAUACAAGUAAACGAGGUCCAAAUAACGACAAUUUCAAAAUUGUUUUUCCCGGGCCUACAUCUGAAGAGUUUAAGCUAGAAAUACCAGAACAUUGCAGAAAAAUUGGUAUCUGUCAAGAUGUUCCCAACUAUCCACAAGAACUAGCGAACAAGGCUAUUGCUCAGCUCACCAAUAUAGGUGCAUUACAGCAAGAUAAACUGGACAUUCCAACAUUACCUGACAUCGCACAAAGAGUUGGGCCUCAUGAAGAAACUAUCGAACUGUGCAAGUUUCAAGAACAAUUAGUGUACCCCAAAGCAGCAAUAGAUGCCAAUGGAGAAUGGCAUGUUGUGCUAAAUCAAGAGGAAAACCCGAUACAAGGUUUCAAGGUUGAGAUUUGCGAUACCAAUUCCAAGUCCUGUUCCAAUAUAAUAUUCACCCAACGCGGAUAUGAAACCAGUUGUAAACAAAAGUACGUUUACCGCAAAAUGACAGUCCUGCUCAGCAAUGGUACGAGUUUGGAGAAGGCGCUAAAAGUCCCCAGUUGUUGCGCAUGCGUUGCCAAUCUUGUAUUAAUGUAAAAUGAAAUUAAUCAAUUAAAAUUGAAUUUUGUGCGAUACGCGUAAUUUAUAUUACCUAUUGAGAAACGAUGAGCUUAGUAGAUAUUAUUAUAUCAGCAGAUACAUUCGGAAAUAUCCGAAACAAAAUAAAUAAAGAAA